Messenger RNA from Linum tenue, 192 nucleotides. The record is from the annotation of a GenBank genome assembly. NCBI's taxonomy places the organism in Eukaryota, Viridiplantae, Streptophyta, Magnoliopsida, Malpighiales, Linaceae.
AUGGCCAAAGAUGGACCAUACCUCCAAUCUGGUCAAGUUAUAAUUGUUUACGUUGAUUCUGUCGUAAUAAGAUCUGCUAAACCUUAUUUGGCCACUCCGGAAGCAACUGUUCAUGGCCAGUACGGAAAAAUCAUUUACGAAGGGGAUACAUUAGUUACAUUUAUCAUUUUCUAUAGGUACAACCUUACGUAA